AUAAAAUCGACUUCGACCCCGACGCAAGACCAUUGCCAGAACAAAUAACAAUCGGUAACAAUCCCUAGCUGGCACGAGUGCCUGGAUUAAAAAAAAAUUGCAUGCCCAGACUGGGCGUAGGUUAAGCGGAUGUAUUCAUGCCUUACCUUAUGUGUAAAUAAUAGCUGUACUGUGAAUUCUUCAUUCUUGUGUUAUCAUCGCAUGAUCAUCGGCAUCCGUUACUAAAUGUUACACGAACACACUCCUCACAUGAAGGAUGGAACCAAUUAUUCUAUUCUUGAUGACUGCAACUGUUGGACUGCUCACAGUCUGGAUUAUCAAACAAUUGUUGAUAGGGCGUCCAAAGAAUCUACCACCCGGUCCAUCAUGGAUUCAGAUUGUUGGUAUAGCGUGGACAGCAUGCAGGGCUGGAUUGAACCCUCUGACUGUCUUAUCAUCAUGGGCUAAGAAGUACGGUGAGAUCGUGUCCUUCUACGUUGGCACGAAGCCUUUCGUCAUCCUCAACUCGUAUCCAAUAAUCGUAGAGGCCUUCCGACAUCCUGAUCUUCAAGGUCGACCACAAAGUAGAAUGCGGGAAGAGGUUGUCGGGCCUGACUGCAAAGGUGUGGUUUUCGCUAGCGGUCUGGUUUGGAAGGAGCAACGUAAGUUCGUCCAUUCUGUUUUCAGGAGUCUGGGUGUUGGCAAGAAGAGCUAUGAAGAUACCGUUCUAGCCGAGAUGACUCAGCUCUGUACGAACAUUGAAGAGAAGAGGGGUUCUCCUUUUGGUCCUAGUAUUUUCUUUAUGCAAGCGAUUUCAAACAUCAUUUGCUCUGUGGUCCUUGGAACUCAGUACAAGUACGAUGACGCCGACUUCCAACAGAUAUUACAAAUUCUGAACGAUAAUAUAAGGCAGUCGGGAGCCGGUGGAACACUCUUCUUUCUUCCUCUUCCUGGAAUUUCAAAGAUUCCAUUCGGAAAGGUAAAAACCAUGGUGGAUAACUUUAAGACGUUCCAAGCCUUUAUUACGUCACAGAUAGAAUCUCACGAAGCGAAUUUUGACCCGUGCAAUCCGAGGGAUUUCGUCGACCAAUAUCUUAUCAAGAUGUCAGAAAUUGAGGACACCAAUUCGCCGUUCACCAAGAUGAACUUGAAUAGCUGUAUCGCAGACCUUUUCAUAGCUGGCUCCGAAACCACGGCCACGACCCUAUCGUGGUGUAUUCUCUUCAUGAUGGCCUACCCGGAGGUUCAAUCACGUGUCCAAGAAGAACUCGAUCACGUGAUCGGCAGAGAACGUCUUCCAAGGCUGAAUGACCAGGGGAAUCUUCCUUACACCUGUGCUGUACUAAUGGAGAUACAGCGAAAAGGCGUCAUCGCUCCACUAGGUGUGCCUCAUCUGGCUUCUGCUGACACCGCGAUAGGAGGCUAUACCAUACCAAAGGGCGCCACCGUUGUGUCUAACAUCUUCGAAGUUCUGAACAACGAGGAUCUGUGGAGAAACCCUGACGCCUUUGAACCUAGGAGGUUCCUCAAUCAAAAAGGAGAGGUCGUAAAGAGAGAUGAAUUGAUAUUUUUCAGCACGGGUCGCCGUGUGUGUCUUGGAGAACAGCUUGCCAGGAUGGAGACAUUCUUGGGUUUUACCAGUCUCCUUCAACGAUUCACCUUCAAGAAACCCGACAGUUCACCUGCCCUUUCUUUUGAUGGUGUCGUAGGCGUGACUCGAAACCCCCAACCUUAUCUGACAAGUGCAACUCCAAGAUACUGACAUUUCUUUCUAUUCAAGUCAACUUUUUUGUUGGGGUGGACUUGUCCUUUGUGUGAGGAAGUACUUCUCCUUUUCCUGUAGCUUCAUGAUCGAGUGUGCAACAUUAUACAUCGAACUCUAUCCAGUCUCUAUCAAGACGUCUUCGAGCCCUAUUAUCUCUUGGUGGUAAAGUGAACGGUUUGUCAUUGGACCGAAAUAACCAUAAUAAUAAUUAUAGGAACAAGAAAUCCUAUUUAAUAUUUCCAAAAUCUCAUGCUUUCAAGCUUCAAACUAUCAAAAUUUAAAGUAAUAAUUUGUGUGUAUUUUUUUUUGCAUUAGUAUAUUUUAUUUUGCUGACAUGUUUUACUUUUCUACAGAAUAUAAGAAUUUAUUGUAAGAUUGUUCUAGAUUAAGGUCUUUAUAGCUAUGUAAUCAUUUAUUCGCCCUGCAUUAUUAUCUGUAUUAGUCUUUCCUGUCUCUGCAUUAAUGCGUCAUUGCCUAUGCUAAUAUCAUACACCAAAUUAUAUGAGCCUAGGUUAGGGUAAACCAAAGUUAUCGCUUUCACAAGGACUUCAGAAUAAGAUGAAAGAAUGUCACUGUGAUCUUGACCUUUGACCUCAAAAUCAGUAGGCUUCCUGUGAUCCAUGCAAGUACGCACACCAACUUAUAUGAGCCUUGGUUAAGUUAAACUGAAGUUAUCUCGAUUGCAAGGACUUCAGAAGGGUAAGAUGAAAACAUGUCACUGUGAUCUUGACCUUUGACUUUCUGACCUAAAAUCAAUCGCUUCCUAAGGAUCUAUACUUGUAUCAUAUACACCAAAUAAUAUGAGCAUAGGUAAAGUUAAACUGAAGUUAUCUCGAUUGCAAGGACUUCAGAAGGGUAAGAUGAAAACAUGUCACUGUGAUCUUGACCUUUGACUUUCUGACCUAAAAUCAAUCGCUUCCUAAGGAUCUAUACUUGUAUCAUAUACACCAAAUAAUAUGAGCAUAGGUAAAGUUAAACUGAAGUUAUCGUGUUUACAAGAAAAAGUUAACGGACAGACGUAGACAGACGGACAUCUAGUGUGAUACCGUCCAAUCCUACCGGCGCACAGUGGGCCGGGGCGAAACAAAAGUGCGCCAAAAGUCAUUUUGGGCAAUUUCAGAUUUUUAAUUUUUGUCAAGCCCAGCUGAAAGACAAUACU
Messenger RNA from Lytechinus variegatus (green sea urchin), 2903 nucleotides. RefSeq names its product cytochrome P450 2J4-like. Gene Ontology annotation, biological process: xenobiotic metabolic process. Lineage: Eukaryota; Metazoa; Echinodermata; Echinoidea; Temnopleuroida; Toxopneustidae. The transcript has 8 exons. The record is from RefSeq and is a predicted model, not a curated record. Gene Ontology annotation, molecular function: iron ion binding; heme binding; oxidoreductase activity, acting on paired donors, with incorporation or reduction of molecular oxygen, reduced flavin or flavoprotein as one donor, and incorporation of one atom of oxygen. The coding region runs from base 257 to 1741 and encodes 494 amino acids. Gene Ontology annotation, cellular component: intracellular membrane-bounded organelle; cytoplasm.